Aptenodytes forsteri (emperor penguin) is the source of this 4545-nucleotide messenger RNA. It is a transcript of the gene USP28, whose product is annotated as ubiquitin specific peptidase 28. The transcript has 26 exons. The record is from RefSeq and is a predicted model, not a curated record. Lineage: Eukaryota; Metazoa; Chordata; Aves; Sphenisciformes; Spheniscidae. The coding region runs from base 97 to 3480 and encodes 1127 amino acids. Gene Ontology annotation, biological process: protein deubiquitination; DNA damage checkpoint signaling; regulation of protein stability. Gene Ontology annotation, molecular function: cysteine-type endopeptidase activity; protein binding; cysteine-type deubiquitinase activity. Gene Ontology annotation, cellular component: nucleus; cytosol.
CCGCAGGUGCGGUGCAUCCGACGGGGGGGGGAACGGCGUUUCCUCCCAGGCCUGCUGACGUGCUCAUGAGGAUACGACGGAUUGAACGAUUGCCAGAUGCUUUUAAACCAGCUGAAAGAGAUCACAGGAAUUCAAGAUUCAGCUUUCCUCCAUGCGGCUCUAAAGGCUGCUAAUGGAGACCUAAUGGAAGCGGUCACCUUCCUGACGGAGGAGCACGCUCAGGAGCCGGCUCAGGACGCGGCUGCUGCAGAGCCGUCCGCUUGGGAAGGGAGCGCUGUGGGCAAACAGCUCCCACAAAAUGUUACUACUGCACUUACCCCUAACAACAAAGAUGACCUCCACGCAGCCGACGCCUGCAGACCACUGGAAUCGCCAAAAGCUCAGGCUGCGGAAAGAGAUGCUGCUGAAAGACCACAGGAAGCGCAUUCUGCUGAAAACAAAAAUCGCUCCAAAAGGAAACGCUGUGAAGUCUGGGGAGAGAACCCCAAGCAGAAUGACUGGAGAAGAGUGGGCGACUGGCCCGUUGGAAUGAAAAAUAUUGGAAAUACAUGUUGGUUUAGCGCUGUCAUACAGUCUCUGUUUCAGUUGCCAGAAUUUCGGAGGCUGGUCCUUGGGUACUCCCUCCCACAAAAUGUGCUUGAAAGUUGUCGUAGUCGCACUGGAAAAAGAAAUAUUGCAUUCAUGCAAGAACUUCAGUGUCUGUUUGCUUUAAUGCUGGGGACACGUCGUAAGUUUGUAGACCCUUCUGCAGCACUGGAACUCUUGAGGGAUGCGUUUAGAUCCGCUGAAGAACAGCAGCAAGAUGUGAGUGAAUUUACACACAAACUACUGGACUGGCUGGAGGACGCGUUCCAGCUUGCUGUGAACGUCAAGAGCCCUGGGGACAAAUCUGAAAACCCGAUGGUACAACUUUUCUACGGGACUUUCUUGACUGAGGGUGUCCACGAGGGCAAUACUUUUUCCAAGAUCGAAGCCUUCGGUCAGUAUCCCCUUCAGGUAAAUGGUUAUCGAAACUUGAAUGAGUGCUUGGAAGGAGCCAUGGUGGAGGGAGAGAUGGAUGAGGCGACAGCAUCUCAGGCAGUGAAGUAUGGACAGGAGCGCUGGUUUACAAAACUCCCACCAGUACUGACCUUUGAACUCUCCCGAUUUGAGUUCAAUCAGUCACUAGGACAGCCAGAGAAAAUUCACACCAAGCUAGAAUUUCCCCAGACUAUUUAUAUGGACAGGUACCUCUACUGCAGUAAAGAGCUUAUUCAGAUGAAGAGAGAAGAAAUGAAGAGAUUGAAGGAGAAAAUGGUGAUUCUGCAGCAGAAACUGGAAGGGUACAUGAAAUACGGCUCUGGCCCAGCCCGCUUUCCGCUGCCCGACAUGCUCCAGUAUGUUCUCGAAUUCAUCGCUACAAAGCCAGCUGUAGUUGUUUCUUCUGCUCAGGGCCCUCAGACAACACUCCUGCAGUCCCAAGCUGAGCCUCGUGUUUUGGACGUGCUUUCGCAGCCAAACGGCAUACUAGAAAGGAAGGAUACUGGGACUGAAGAUGCAGCUUUCUUUUUGGCAAAUCCCUCGCCGCAGCAAAAAUCGAGUACGCCGCUCCAGCCUUCUGGUUCGCCAGCAGAAAUGUCUGAACGGCCAGCUCCUCACGUGGUUUCCGAGGAAGAGCUGAACCUUGUUCGGACGUGCCUGCAGCGAUGGAGAAACGAGAUUGAACAAGACGUGCAAGAUCUGAAGGAGUCUAUUACCAGAAUCAACCUGUCCAUUGAACGGAUGUACUGCGACCCUCUCCUCCAGCAGGUUCCCUAUCGUUUGCACGCGGUCUUGGUACAUGAAGGGCAAGCAAAUGCUGGUCACUACUGGGCCUACAUAUACGACCAGCCUCGAAAAAGCUGGCUCAAAUACAAUGACAUCUCGGUGACGGAAUCGUCGUGGGAAGAAUUGGAGCGAGAUUCAUUCGGAGGCUUGAAGAAUGCCAGUGCCUACUGCCUGAUGUACAUAAGUGAUAAGGUGUCCCGCUUUGUUGCAGACAAGGAUGAUGGUUCAGAGGUUGGACAGUUUGAGAAGGAAGUUGAAGCCUUGCCCCCGGAGCUGAGACACUACAUCCAGGAGGACAACUGGCGACUCGAGCAGGAGGCCGAGGAGUGGGAGGAGGAGCAAUCUUGCAAGAUUCCUCAGAUGGAGCCUUCACCUGCUUCUGAGUCGCAGGACCUCUCUUCUGAAUCAGGACCAGAUCAGUCUUCAGUCUGUGAGCAGAGCGUGCGCUCGCUCUCCUCUGAACACGCCAUGAUUGCCAAGGAGCAGACUGCCAAGGCCAUUGCAAACACCGCCGACGCCUAUGAAAAGAACGGUGUUGAGGCAGCUCUCUGCGAGCCCAAGGAGGUAGAACCAGUGAAGGCCCAACCGGGAGACACAGCCCUUACAGUUCAGGCAGAACAACCACAGGACGCUAAGGAAACAGAGUCUGCUGCCCAAACUAGCUCACAGGUCUCUGAAGUGGAAAUCCCCAGCGUGGGGAAGAUUCCCGUUAGAUCCGAUGCAGACGGAUAUAACGAGGAGGUGAUGCUGAGUCCGGCCAUGCAAGGUGUCAUCCUGGCUAUUGCAAAAGCCCGCCAGACCUUUGAUCGAGAUGGGUCUGAAGCGGGGCUUGUUAAGGCGUUCCACGAGGAGUACUCCAGGCUCUACCUGCUCGCCAAAGAGACCCCGACCCCUCAGAACGAUGCCCGGUUGCAGCACGUGCUCGUUUACUUCCUGCAAAACAAUGCUCCCCAGCAGGUGGUGGAACGGACCCUUCUUGAGCAGUUUGCGGACAAAAACCUCAGCUACGACGAAAGGUCAAUUAGCAUUAUGAAGGUAGCACGAGCAAAGCUGAGAGAAAUCGGUCCUGACGAUGUCGAUAUGGAGGAGUACAAGAGAUGGCACGAAGACUACAGCCUUUUUCGCAAGGUGUCAGUUUACCUGCUGACAGGGUUGGAGCUCUACCAGAAUAGAAAGUUCCAGGAGUCGCUCACCUACCUGGUCUACGCCUACCAAAGCAACACCAAGCUGCUGGUGAAAGGAACCAACAGAGGAGUGAACGAGUCGCUGAUUGCCUUGUACAGAAGGAAGUGUCUCCUGAAGCUGAACGAGGUGGCAGCAUCUCUGUUCGUAAGCUGUGAAGAAGCUCGUGUGGCAGAGGGCAUUACCAUCCUGAACGAGCUGAUCAUCCCCUGCAUGCACCUCAUGAACAACUUCGAGAUCUCCAAAGAGGACCUGGAUGCCAUCGAGGUCAUGAGAAACCGCUGGUGCUCCUACCUGGGACGAGAAGACAUGGACGCGAAACUGCAGAUGAAGCUGGGCGAAUUACUCCCCCGGCUCCUCGACUGCUCCACCGAGGUCAUUGUUCUGAAAGAGCCCCCGAAGAUCCGGCCCAACUCCCCCUACGACCUCUGCAGCCGGUUUGCAGCCGUGAUGGAGUCCAUUCACGGGGCCUCGACCGUGACUGUGAAAUAGACCGCGGACUCCCCGCCGUGGCGUGGUACACACACCGCAGGCCGCCUGCCUGCCCGGGGUCCUCCCGUCGGGCAGCGUUUGAAAGGGAGAGGGAAGAGAAAGGGGCGAUUCGGCUUCAGAGCUGUGUUCUUUGUAAAUACGAACGAAUAAAAAGCAGUAUUGCACUUUUGAGAUAAAACGUUGAGCGGUAACGCGAAGGACCUGAACCACUGUGCUAGCGUGAGGCGCCGGGUCCCUGGCAGCACCGUCCCCUGCCGUGGGGUCCCCGGGCCAUCUCAGGAGGUUCUUCUGUUCUGGCAGCUCUCUAGACGCGGGUCCCUGGGCCUGUGACGGCAGCAGAGCAAGAGACCGGCUCCUCUGGUGAGCCGGGCUGCGAGCUGUCGUUGAUCUGUCAGACGCAUUUACCUCUACCCGAAUGAUCAGAGAUUAUACAUUCAGAUCUUGCCAAGCGCCUGCUAGCAGGAGUCCGAGUUGUGUGAUCGGGAGGCGGAGGGGAACGGUGGCUCACGCUCUCUACCGUGGGGGCAGUCACGCGUGCAGCCGCAUAUCUUGGUCGAGUCAAGCGGGCGUUUGCCUUUUGUAUUUUAAAAGACAAUAUGCAGGAGUCUUCCUCUGAGGAAGGCACGAGCAAUUAGUGGCAGCAACAGGAGACGGGACGGGGCUGUAAAGAUUGUCUCCCGCACAAUCGUGCUACAGCGAUAGCUUACCGGUUGUUGAGGGAGAUCACGCCGCCCCAAAGGAUAUUCCCCUCUCGGAUCGGAAGGCAAACUUCCUUCUCGCCUCUGGUGGAUUUUUCAGUGCCGGAUUAGUGUUGAUGACAACUGCGAGGGCUAGAAUCGGCUCCUUUUUUGUUGGUGGUGGGGUUUGGGUUUUUUUUUUCCAGUUGACUUUCUGUAAAAAAUGUGCCCCGUUUGCAUUUCCUUUUGGGGGCAGCCUGUACUUGGCGUUUGAGCGGCGGGCGGCGGCAGGUGUUUUAAACCAAAUGUUCUGAGUGGAGGGGGGGAAUCCUGUUUGUUAGGACUAUGCAGGUUUUUCUAGAAGUGCAAUAAAAGCCUUUGUUCUAUG